Pleurotus ostreatus (oyster mushroom) is the source of this 1650-nucleotide messenger RNA. RefSeq lists its product as uncharacterized. Gene Ontology annotation, molecular function: RNA polymerase II cis-regulatory region sequence-specific DNA binding; DNA-binding transcription factor activity, RNA polymerase II-specific. The transcript is spliced from 2 exons. The coding region runs from base 1 to 1650 and encodes 549 amino acids. NCBI's taxonomy places the organism in Eukaryota, Fungi, Basidiomycota, Agaricomycetes, Agaricales, Pleurotaceae. Gene Ontology annotation, biological process: regulation of DNA-templated transcription; anatomical structure morphogenesis; cell differentiation. The record is from RefSeq and is a predicted model, not a curated record.
AUGCCUGCCGUACGCACUCGCCUUCUUGGUUGGUCCUCAGGCAGUAACGAUCCUAACGUGGACGCUCCCCUUCCACAACGAUCUUUUCCCAAUUUCUUUUCAUUCAAAACCCACCACGAUAACGACUCUCUUAGCACUGAAACUAACGAUUCUUCACGACAUACCACGACACCAAUAAGGACAGCGACACCCUCCACCCCUCCCACUAUCCCCAUCCCUACCAACUCCUCCCCAUCCACCCCCUCGAGUGGCUCGACAGAUCCUGUACACGUCCGCCGUCCUCGAAACAGCUUCAUCAUAUUCCGUUGCAAAUAUUCCCGCGAACACACCAAAAGUCAGCUCCCCGAUACCCCGGUUGUCAAUGAUACUAUCGCCGCCAAGUCGCUAUCUAAGCGUGCUUCAGAGGCUUGGUCGAAGCUCACGCAAGAAGAAAAAAAGGUAUUUGAGGACAUGGCUUCUCUGGAGAAGGAGGAGCAUGCUAGGAAGAACCCCGACUAUCGUUUCAAGCCCAAGAAGCGGCAACAGGAUUCAAAAAGGCGUAAGCCUCGCCGUAUCCCGUCCCUUGUCGGCCUGCGCCGCCGGAUGGCGUCUACUUCCCCACAGCAGUCGCAAGGGCAUUCGGUAUCGUCUUCCCCGGCGGGUUCUUCUUCCUCCCUCUUGCCCACCAUCCACGCCCAGCAGCCUCUCCCUACGCCCCUUCAAUUCGACACUGCUCCCAAAUUUGUCGAUCCAGCGGUGAAAGCGGCGCGACGAAGGUCGGCAUCAGCUCCUCAGCCAUACAAACCCGUAGCUCUCCCCGCACUCCCACAAAUAGAGCGGCCAGACAUUCACCAACGAUCCCGGUCGAUCGUUGCUAGACCAAUUGCCGUCCCUCACAGCCGAGCUGACUAUACACGAUUUGGAUACCCUCCUCUUGGUGCGAUUCCAAGGCCGAUACCACCACCUUCACUCUCUUCGCCAGAUUUAUCGUUUGGUUACGACGGCACUCCCUUCUUCCGCAGCGAUUGUCAGCCCCAGAGUCGUAUGCUUAGCUACACGGGUUCGAUGCAAGGUCAUUUCAAUCCAGACGGCUCUACUCAGAUACCUAACUAUAGCAUCGGCGCGUUUGAAGACUUGUCUCGCACUCGAUAUAUUUCCCCCCUGACAGCGGUAGCUACUACCCUCUCUGGAUGGAGCAGCGAUUUCACCGCGACGCCGUCGACGACGCCCCUCGUACCAUCUUCCCCAAUCGAGUCUCCCUUGCUCUGGCAAGAGAACUAUAUCGUUUCACAGAAUCCCGACAUUUCUCAAGCUCAGUCACCAUCCUACCCCAUCUUAGACAACAAAUCAUAUAGCAAUGUCGAUAACGCAAACGUCUUGUACGACGAUUCGCCUUUAGGACUUUCCACACCACCCUACUCUGAAUCCGACACUUCACCUCCCCCCUUCAUGCUUUCUAAUCUCCAACCAGGGUUGGAGCCUUACCAGGAAGCAUCGGAACGCAGCCAAGCCUUGCAGGAGUACGAACUGGGACUCAGCGAGCGAGUAGGCUCAGGGUCGCCAAUCUUCGGGUCCGCUGACAAUUCGCAAGAGUUGGAGGGUUUGGAUUUUGGUACGGAACCGUUCGAUUUUGAUUUGAACACUCUUUUCCCUCCUUCCGACAUCUUCUGA